Messenger RNA from Lagopus muta (rock ptarmigan), 1730 nucleotides. It is a transcript of the gene PGLYRP2, whose product is annotated as peptidoglycan recognition protein 2. Gene Ontology annotation, biological process: detection of bacterium; peptidoglycan catabolic process; defense response to Gram-positive bacterium. The transcript is spliced from 4 exons. The record is from RefSeq and is a predicted model, not a curated record. Lineage: Eukaryota; Metazoa; Chordata; Aves; Galliformes; Phasianidae. The annotation marks the transcript as partial. Gene Ontology annotation, molecular function: zinc ion binding; peptidoglycan immune receptor activity; N-acetylmuramoyl-L-alanine amidase activity.
UGCGGGACCCCCGUGUGCCACACACUGCUUGGAGACCCCCCUCCCACCCCAAAGCCCGUCCCCGAGCUCUGGACGCUGCUCGCCCACCUCCUCCACCCCAACACCACCGCAGAGCACGGCCUGGCGUUGGCACCCGAUGGUUCCACCGUUGCGUUGGCACCGCUCUUCGCCGGCAUCGAAGUGGGGCUGAAGAGGGCAGCGGGGUGGCCCGGCCCCAUUGAUCAACCCGACUGGGCUGCUCUGGAUGCUCUCUAUGCCGUCACCAUCGCCGAAGCUCUUGGGACAUCCUUCCUCAUGGCACGAGUCAACGGGACGGCAGCCCUGGGACCCGAUGGCUGUUGGGAUGACGUGGACAACCCACAAAACUUCACUCCGUUGGGUCCCCCGUCGCUCGUCCCCGACGCUGUCGCCAACGGGGCAAUGGAUGGGGUGCUGUUGGGCACACGAUUGGCUGAAGAACCCAUCCCACUCUCCAUCCUAUUCCGGAGAUAUUAUGGUGUGGAGAAUGGGAUCAUAAGAGGGUGGCCUCACAGCAGCCGCCGGCGUCAGGAUUUCGGGGCGCUGACGGCAGUGGGGAAGUUGGAGGAGGAGGUGGUGGCGAUGCUGAGGGUACUGAGGGGGCUGUCACCCACCCGUGAGCUCCUGGAGGAAUUUGGGGAGGAGGAGGAGGCGGGCAUCGCUCAUCGGGCAGCACGGGAGUUCAUGGAGGUCUAUGUUGAGUGCCCAGCCAUCAUCCCCCGCUGCAUGUGGGGUGCCCGUCCCUACCGGGGCACCCCCAGCCCCUUGUCCCCACCUUUGGGUUCCAUCUACAUCCACCACACCUUCGUGCCCAGCACCCCAUGCCGCUCCUUCGCCGCCUGCGCACGCGACAUGCGCUCCAUGCAGCUCUUCCACCAGGACAUCCGUGGCUGGGAUGACAUCGGCUACAGCUUCGUGGUGGGUUCGGAUGGAUACCUGUACCAAGGGCGAGGUUGGCACUGGGUGGGUGCCCAUACCAGAGGUCACAACACCAAGGGUUACGGAGUGGGCUACGUGGGCAACUUCUCAGCCAGCUUGCCGGAUCCCCAGGCCAUCGCUUUGGUGCGCGAUGGCCUCAUACCAUGUGCCGUGAGGGCUGGGUGGCUCCACCAGAACUACACUCUGCAUGGCCACAGGCAAAUGGUGAACACCAGCUGCCCCGGGGAUGCCCUGUUCCAGGAGAUCCAAACCUGGCACGGCUUCAAGUGAGGAUUGGCCCCAUGGGUGCUGGUCCACGUGGGUGCUACGAAGGUUGGAUCCCAGUCUGCAUGGAUGGUGGUCUGAUGGGGGACAGACAGACACCGUAAGAACUCGAUCCCAAUGAUUCCAAUCUGCGUGGAGCCUGGCCCAUGGGGAUGCCAACCCAAUGAAGUCAGACCACGCGGAUCCCAGGCUGUGUGGACAACAACCCAAUGGAUAUCAGACCAGACGGACCCUGGUCCGUACAGACCCCAACCCAAUGAAUUCCAGAUCAGAAAUUCCCCAGUCCGCAUGGAGCCCAACUCAGUGGAUGUCAGAACAGAUGGACUCUGCUCCAUAUGGACUCCAACCCAAUGAAUUCCAGACCGGAAGGAUCUCAAUCCACAUGGACCCCAACCCAAGGAUGCCAGACCAGGACACCGGUCUCCGGAAUGGUGUGGACCAGUCCUGGCUUGCUCCCAACAGACCAUGGCCCAUGGCCUCAAACAUCCCAUAAUAAAGUCAGUGCCAGG